This is a messenger RNA of Closterium sp. NIES-67, 1722 nucleotides long. NCBI's taxonomy places the organism in Eukaryota, Viridiplantae, Streptophyta, Zygnematophyceae, Desmidiales, Closteriaceae. The record is from the annotation of a GenBank genome assembly.
CACUUCGUAGUUCGAUCCUUCAACACUCACUUACCUGAUUAUUUUUCUGCCUGGCCGCCAUGUCGGCCGUUUCCAGCCCAGUUUCGAGCUUUUUACGAGGCUCCGUGGGUAAUAUCGGCGGAGAGAGCCUCUCGAGCAAGUUGUCUAUUAGCCAGCAGUCUGUUCGCGUCGCUUCAUUCAAGAAGCACUCCCUCGCUUCUGUCACCUCCGCUCCGCGCGCGUCCAUUUCUCAUAACGGCGACUCCGUCAAGCCUGAGAAUCUGAGAUCGAAGCGGCUCGUGCCGUCCGCCGUGGCUAGCGGGCAUGCGGCAGUGAGCAACGCGCCCAGCGCAUUCCACACGGAAGAUGGCUACCUUUACGUCGAAAACCUGCGUGUCGCAGACGUGGCAGACGAGAUCUGGCAGCAGGAGGACAACUUCCGUCCCUUCUACCUGUACAGCCGUCCGCAGAUCCUGCGCAACUAUAACGCGUAUGUGGAGGCGCUGAAGGGGCUGCCGGGGUCGAUCAUCGGGUACGCGGUGAAGUCGAACAACAACCUCAAGGUGCUGCAGACGCUGUGCGCCGCGGGCAGCGGCGCCGUGCUCGUCAGCGGCAACGAGCUCCGCCUCGCGCUGCUCGCCGGCUUCGACCCCUCCAGGUGCGUGCUCAACGGCAACGGCAAGCAGCAGCACGAGCUGGAGCUGGCGGCGGAGCACGGGUGUCUGAUCAACAUCGACAGCGAGUUCGACCUUGAGCACGUCACCAGGGCCGCCAUCACCACCGGCAAGGUCGUCAACGUGCUGCUGCGCAUCAACCCCGACGUCGACCCGCAGGUGCACGCGUACGUGGCGACGGGCAACAAGAGCAGCAAGUUCGGCAUCCGCAACGAGCGGCUGGGAUGGUUCUUAGACCAGAUCCGAGCGCGGGAGGGGCAGCUGCGCCUGGUGGGCGCGCACUGCCACCUGGGCUCCACGAUUACCAAGGUGAACGUGUUCCGCGACGCGGCGAACAUCAUGGUGGGGUAUCUGGACGAGAUCCGCGCGCAGGGCUUCCCCGUGCAGUACCUCAACAUCGGGGGCGGCCUCGGCAUCGACUACUCGCGCUCCAACGCGCCCCUGCCCUCGCCCACCGACCUCAUCGACACCGUGCGGGAGAUAGUGACGGACCGCGGGCUGACGCUGAUCAUAGAGCCGGGGCGGUCGCUGAUUGCCAACACGGCGGCGUUUGUGUGCCGCGUGAUCGGCGUGAAGAGCAACGGCAACAAGGACUUCCUCGUCGUCAACGGCUCCAUGUCUGAGCUCAUCCGCCCCGCGCUCUACGACGCCUACCAGCACAUAGAGCUGGUGGCGCCGGCGCCGGUGGGAGCGGAGGAGCGCAGCUUUGACGUGGUGGGGCCCGUGUGCGAGUCUGCUGACUUCCUCGGCAAGGCACGCGCACUGCCCACGCCACAAGAGGGGAGUGCUCUUGUGGUGCACGAUGCUGGAGCUUAUUGCAUGGCCAUGGCCUCCACAUACAACCUCAAGAUGCGCCCUCCUGAAUACUGGGUCACCGAGGAGGGAAAGCUGGAGAAGAUUCGUAAGGGAGAGACGUUUGAUGACCACCUUCACCUUUUUGAAGGUUUAUAAGGCGGAUGUGAAUAGGCAUAGGUUUGUAAGGUUUAGUGUGCAAUCCUUCUGCUGAGUAAAAUCGGUUUAUCCAGCUCGGAUGUUUGAAAUAAAUUGGCAAUAUAUUUUGGAGAAACUA